Molecule: messenger RNA, 2289 nt
Organism: Aethina tumida (small hive beetle)
Lineage: Eukaryota; Metazoa; Arthropoda; Insecta; Coleoptera; Nitidulidae
Gene: knk
Product: protein Skeletor, isoforms B/C
Exons: 9
Coding region: 99-2123 (674 amino acids)
Source: RefSeq, a predicted model, not a curated record
CGGUACCCGCGAUGUGCACGAGCGAGUGAACGAAGUUUUUCGGGUAAUCAUAAUAAAUUUCUUGGUGCGGGAAAUCAUGUAAAGUACCGUGCGAAACUAUGAACGUUCUAGUGUUUGUCGGCCUGCUGCUGCUAAUUACCACGGGACAUUGUCAGGAGGACGAUGGCCCAUACAAAGGGAAAUAUUUAGGAAAACUCAAUUCAUACCAUCACCAAGUCUCCGGUGAUGUUUACGCAGUCGACGAAUAUACGUUGCUGUUGAAGUCGUUUAGUUACGACGGGAACGGUGCCGACACAUUCUUCUGGGCCGGUGCCGCCAACCGGCCAGGUCCACAAGGGUUCAUUGUAACUGAUGAACAUGGAAAAACCAACGUUUUGGACCGUUACUUCAACAAAGACUUCACCCUAACUUUGCCUGACAACAAAAAAAUCACCGACAUCAAAUGGUUCGCUAUUUACGACAUCUGGAGUCAGAACACGUUCGGUGACAUCUACAUACCGGAAGAGUUCGAACCUCCCACCAAACAAAAGAUCUCUCAGCUUGCCGGAAAGAAAAACGGCGUUGUUUCUGAAGUGGUGGAAAUUUUAGAUGCCAAAAGGAUUAAAUUACAAGACUUCACCUAUGACGGGAAAGCUCAGCAAGCUUAUUUCUGGGUUGGAGUUGGACCUCAGCCAGCUUCGAAAGGUUUCAAAGUCCCUGACGAAUAUGGAUAUUUGGACCCUUUGAGAGAGUACAAAAAUGAAACUAUAAUCAUCGAACUUCCCGGGGAUUUAACGAUAUUCGAAAUUGAUUGGUUAAGUAUAUUCGACUUGGCCAACAACGAUAAUUUAGGUUCAAUUCUUAUUCCUGAAGCCCUAAACGUACCACCGUCUCUUAUAAAAAUCAUACCACACAAAAAUGAUCUCCCGAACUGCUUACAACUGCACAAGGACUAUCAAGUAUCCUGGGAAAUAUUUGGACCUCAAAUAACCAUUCAACUAGCUGGACAGGUGGAUGAAGACGAAUAUUUGGCUUUCGGCAUAUCAGGAUCUCCAGACACAAGUCAGAUGUUAGGAUCAGAUGUAGCUAUAGCCUACAUCGAUGGUUACAGAGGCUUCGCCACUGACUACAAUAUAACUGCUUUGGCCCCUUGUGUAAAAGUACUUGGACAAUUUAAAGGAGUAUGUAAGGAUGAAUUGGUGGGUGGCCAAGAUAGCAACCAAAUGAACACAGCCAUCAGAGAAAAUGGUAUAAACAUCAUCACCUACAGGCGACAGCUGAUUUCUCCUGAUAAUGGUGAUAAAGAGUUUCCGAGCGAAGGCAAAGUUUUCAUAGUGUGGGCAAUAGGAAAACUGGAUCAAAACAAAGAACCAGCCUUCCACGACUACUUCCCAAAGAAUAAUAUCAGCAUAGAAGUAAGCCCGAAAGAACCCCAAAACACGUGUUUUUCUUUCACCAAGUCCGAACCGGAGCCUCAAGAACCUUGGCCCACUGCGCAAAUCUUCGAUAAAACAAUACGAGUGUUCAACGCAUACAUCGGCCCAGCUGGUGGCAAAAGAGCGUAUCAAUCCUUGUCGGGACACACGUCUACCGGACUGGCCUGGUACGUUAAUGGUUAUAUGGCACCUGAGCUCUGGCUUAGAAGAGGCUUGACGUACGCAUUUAGAGUAUUCGGCGGCAACAAUCCCCACAGUGCCGAACAUUAUCAUCCGCUCAUCAUCACCGACGAACAAUACGGUGGCUUCGAUAAACUGAGCGACGAUUUACAGUCGAAGAUUAGGGUUUUGGCCGGUGUGGAAUACUCGAGGAGGGGAAGACCAAGGGCAACAGUCACUGGUCCUUUGUGUCUCUCAAAACACAAACCAGGUAAAGAUAGUCGGUUGGACGACACGUUCUUGAAUUUCAAGAAGUUCAACAGAUCGUUAGAAUACAGCUGUGAACAAGGUGAUCCUGGAAUACUCGAGUUCACACCUAACUCCUCUUGGCCCGAUAUUGUCUACUAUAAUUCCUUCACCCAGGGUAACAUGGGUGGUAAAAUACAUAUCAUCGACAGCUACAGUGCAAGAACAUCAUCGGCAGUGUCACAUUUGUCCAACAUCUUAAUAGUCUGCUCUCUGUACUUGUUUGUUAAACAAUUCGUGUGAUUGUUUAUUUAAGCAACCGUUAACACUGCCGAGUUGCGGGGAAUAAAAGUGCAUUCUCUGUGAUGGUAAUUUACUAGACUUUUAGCUCAGUCUGGUUUCAAUUAUUUAUAUACUAGAUACAAGUUGUAUGUAAUAUUUAAUUAAAUAAAUUUGUAUAUUAUUGUUA